Ctenopharyngodon idella (grass carp) is the source of this 5729-nucleotide messenger RNA. RefSeq names its product chromobox homolog 6a (gene cbx6a). The record is from RefSeq and is a predicted model, not a curated record. The transcript is spliced from 5 exons. The coding region runs from base 80 to 1552 and encodes 490 amino acids. NCBI's taxonomy places the organism in Eukaryota, Metazoa, Chordata, Actinopteri, Cypriniformes, Xenocyprididae.
GCGGGGGUUUGUUGCUGUCACAGAUUUGUAAAGUGUAGAGCCGCGAGACAGAGCCGUCUGGAGCGCGCGCACCGAAAAGAUGGAGCUGUCGGCGACAGAAGACCGGGUUUUCGCCGCGGAAUCCAUCCUGAAAAGCCGCGUUAGGAAAGGUCGAAUUGAGUACCUGGUUAAAUGGAAAGGUUGGGCGCUAAAGCACAGCACAUGGGAACCCGAGGAGAACAUCCUAGAUGAUCGACUUAUCACAGCCUUUGAGCAAAAGGAGCGUGAGCAGGAACUUUAUGGCCCAAAGAAACGUGGACCUAAACCAAAAAACUUUGUACUAAAGGCACGGGCACAGGCGGGUGAUAGACCUCGAAGCUCAAAUGCUCGACGCACUCCACCUCGCACCACUGCGAAGCCUCCAACCUCGUCCUCUUCUGCAAGUUCAGCUGCUCCUCAGCCUUCAUCAUCCUCUUCCUACUCCACCGCUCCAACCCCCAGAGUGCACUCUCUCGCUGCUGCUCAUAAACUGAAGAAAGACAUCCAUCGUUGUCAUAGAAUGUCUCGACGACCUUUGCCACGACCUGACCCUCUGGCCGACCCCACAGGAUCCACAUAUUCAUCCCGUCCUCCCAUCUCUCCAUUCUCUGAAACUGUCCGCAUUCUCAACCGUAGGGUAAAACCUCGGGAGGUUAAGCGGGGACGCAUAAUCUUGAACCUGAAGGUCAUUGACAAAUCUGAAAAUGGUGGAGUAGCCAGUAGAAGGUCACCGCAGUCAUCCACGGGGCGGGCGAAAAUCCCAUCCCGAAAUCGCAUCAUUGGGAAAAAGCAUGGGGACAUGCCUUAUAGGCCAUUCCAGCAUCCUAUGAAGAUGUUGGGUUUCCCGAUGUACGGCCAGCCAUUUGGGCUUCACCCCUGUGGGCCAUUGUCCUCUAUGGCCAAUGAAGGGUCCAACAAAGCCAAUCAAAGAGGUGGAAGCUUCUGUGGUAGCCAUUCCUCUGCAAAUGCACAGAAGUUUCAGUACCAGCCACCACCUUCUCCAUCCAGCUCCAGUGGGUCUAAUGGCAGCUCCCCUUCACCUCAGAAACAACCGACUCAACCUGAAGCACCUACUUCAACUAAAUUGGGCUCCCCAGCCUCAUCACGCUCCCGAGAUAGCUCCCAACCUCACCCAAAGUCCAGCUCGGCGCCAUUCCUCCCUUCCUCACCCUCCUACACAUCUUCCCCAUCAUCCUCUCUAGAAGAUGAAGACCAGGGCACUCCGAAUGUCGCCACUUCACGGGGUGGAAAACGGAAACUCCGACAUCGAACCCAGGCGGGUCAAGCGUCGGUCAGCCAGGUUAGUGACCGCACUACUGCCCCACUUCUUGAGGAAAAUAGGGUGCCAAAAGAGGGGGACCCUAAUUGGCACCCUGAAAUGGCACCCAGCUGUGCCAAUGUAGUCGUUACUGACGUCACCACAAACCUUCUCACAGUCACCAUCAAGGAAUUCUGCCAUUCUGGAGCUGGUUCUGAACCCUCCUCCCCUUGCCAAGCUGACAACCCACCCUCUCCCACCACAGCUGCCUCUUGAAAGUUCCCCCUAAAUGCCCCCAGCCAAAAUAUCUGCCCACUUAACCCCAUGAGAACUUGCCAUAAUGAUAUUAACGCAUCCUAAAAUAGUUGCCGUUAAUGAAAUUAAAAUGUAUUUUUGGUGAAAUUGAGAUAUAUUGAAGUAAUAUUUAAAGGCAGGGUUGCUUCCAUUGACCUAUACUUUUUAAACAGCAUGUUAUGAUGGUUUUGUAGUACUUCAUGCCUUUCUUCCCCCUCUUUUUUCCCCAGUGAUCCUGACUUUCCACAGCCUUUUUGCCCAGUAAUUGCGCCUUGUCUUGUCACCACCAGUCCAGUAGAGACCGCCAUUCCCAUAUCUCCAGACCUAAAGUUCAGAAUCCACCCAGAAAAUGUUGAUCUUAACAGCUUUCUUGGACUCGAGACAUUGCACCAAAAAGUUUUUUAUCUUUUGAGGUGCAUUGUUGAGGUGCACACAAGAUGCUUCACUCCUGCUUUGGAAGUUCAACAGGUGUGGAUGAAGAUUGUGUAUCCGCACACACACUUGUUAGAUAACACUUAUUGUGGCAACAUGCCCAUUUAGGCAUCCAACCCAUGCAUUGAUCUUGCCAACUGUCUCCUUUGCUAAUGAAGAACCAUUGCUCAUGAAGAACCCAAGUCAUCAUGGCGCUCACUAGAUUACCCGGGCGUAGACGUGACUGUAUUUAUAUGCACCAAGCUGCGAAAUCCUGAGGACAGUUAAGUUAUUUCCUUCUGCUUGAACGCUUUGAUCCAGAUGUCUGCCGAGACUCUAAACUGACUCAAGUGUGAAUGCUGAGGACUGCAUCUAAAGUGUGGUACUGUACGUUAAACCUUCCACAUACUCAACAACCCACUUUCCUUAUUGGAGAAGUACCUUCUCAUAUUUGCCUUCUGACUACAAUAGUUUGUGUUUCAUGUAAUAGUUACUGUAUUUUUGGGGUUGGUAACGAGGGGUAACUUCUCUCAGAACUUGAUUGGAGGAGUUCAAAUAUCAUUUUAGAGACUUUUAGAGUAAGUGGGUCUCAGACCUACCAAAUAUAACAGAUUGCCUUGGUUGAUGAAACCCUCUUUCACACUUUCAAACGAGACAGUCCGGGACCAUGAUUAUUGUGAGUGUUAUGAUGGUGACUGCAUGUCGUUGGCCCCUUGAGCUUGUCUGCAGGUCCGACCAGGUGCUAGAAUUGCCAAUACAGACCUGGGAUAAAGCUAGCUUGUUUAGUUGGUAGGUGCUUGGGAUGUGUCUGUACCGAGAUUGGUAUUUGUCCAAUAAUAUCUAUCAAUCUAUCUAUAUAGUUAUAAAUCUAGAUAUCUAUCUAUCUAUCUAGUUUCGAAAACGGUAUCUGUGCAUUGGUAGCAGAUACAUAGAUAUAUACAUAGAUGCCCCAUUAGCAUUUGUUUCUAAGGGCCACUAUAUGUAAGCCGUCAGCCAUAUUGGAACAGUCAAAGCCGGUCCGUGAAUAUUCGAAAGAGAGUUGACUGUGCAUCUGCAACAAUAGUCGCUCCGUUCCGUGCCGGGGAGCGGCUCGUUUAGCUGUCCCUGGCCUGCUUGGAAUAGGUGGGCCAGAGCACGGUUUGGUUGGGCUCGAGCGCGGUUCGCAUGCAAUGUGAGCGCUAACAGCUACUACUUUGUGUGCGCUACUGUCAUUAUUACGACGGCAAACAUCUUUAUUACUACUCGGAUAGUACUCUUUUCAAUUCAUGUACUUAAUUAGAGUGUAUUUGGGUUUAUAAUGGGUCUGCUUCUCACCUUAUUGAUGAACAGGAAUUGUAGUUUGCAGUAGCAAAAUACCUCCAACAUCAGCUGCCUUUGUAGUUUGUAAUAAUCCUCUGAUACGUGCAAGUGAAAAUCACUGCGCGGCAUAAAUGAUAAAUCUAUUAAGCAAUAUCUUAGCGAAAGUGCAUUUCUUCCUGUUUUCUUCCAUACAAAAAGUUGCAUCAUAUAUGACGUAAGCGUGCUCCGGCACGGAACGUUAAGGGCAAUGUGAGUGCGGGCCAGCGGGGGAGUGGGGAGAGGGGCAGUCGCGCUCGGGCUCGGUUCAAGACAACCGUACCUAAAUGUCCUAAUUGAACUAAUCCUGGCUUAAUCUAAGCCCUGUCUGUGAAACCAGGCCAUACAAACACAAACUAACACAUUCUCAUAUGUGAAAGUUUAUCCCAUUUCUUUGGGAAUUUAAAUCUCAGCGGUUUCACAGCCAGAAGCUGCACAAUAUUGUGGUAUCAUUGAUUCUUACUGUGAGUGACAACACGCUGACUGUUCCAAAAUGGCAGGCAUACCUGGAGUGGCUGAAUGUGGCAUCUAUGUAUACAUAUCUAUGAGCAGAUACACAUCUAUGAGCAGAUACAGCGCUUGUAUCUACUGCACUGUAGAGUGUAGUUACAAGCGUUCAAGGAAUAGUUAAUCAAAAAAUGAACAUUCUGUUAUCAUUUACUCACCAUCAUGUUGUUCCAAACCCAUACCAGAAUGUUGAUGCUCUUUUGAAAGUUGAUGGGGAACAAGAGCUGUAAAACAACAAGAAGGACAAAUGACUUGUGCGCUGUAUUCCAAGUUGUAUGAAGGCAUCUGAUAGCUUUGUGUGUAGAAUCGACUAAAAUGCAAGUAAUUCCUUAAAAAUCUGUACUAGAAACGUUUGCUUGACAGCCUUGGUCUCCAUUCACUUUCAUUAUAAGAAAUAAAGAGCAGCUUGGACAUUCUGCUGAAUAUCUUAUGUUUCACUGAAGAAAGGUUUGAAAAUACAUGAAAGUGAGUACAUAAUGACAAUUUCUGAGUGAAAUUCAUUUAAUAUUUUAAACUUUACUGAAAGCUAAAUAGUUUAGUUGCGUCAUGGUGUAACUUUAUUAUUUUAGAAUUUAUUUUAAAAAUUGUGGGAAUCUUUCACAGGCUUUUCUUGAGCAGUCCAGCAAGCAAUAUUAUAACUUGCCACAUUAGGCCUAAAGAAACAGGUUAACACAGUAUAUGGCAGCUAACUUGGUUGUACUGAAGGAUGAUAAAAUGUCAGACUCCUCCGGAGGACAAAGGCAAACCUCAUUAUAAGAUUUAAUUAUAGAACACAAUUAAGUUCCACUUGUAGUCAUAUAGCCAUCCUCUAAUGGAGCACUUUUACUCUAUCACUGUGCCUUUAGGGAGAAAUGAACCGUAGAAAAAUAUGGCUUUUUUAAAAAAAAGUUUUUCCCAAAAUUAUUUACAAAUAUUGACAAUUUUUAUUAUUUUUAGAAUGUAUGUGUAAAUAAAUAUAUGAACUUUUUUAAAUAACUUUAAACUGCUUUAGUUUACCGGCUUCCAAACAUUAAUGUGAACUUAUCUACUUAAAACUCUUAUUUUCUUUGCCAAAGUUCUUUAUACGUUUAAUUUUUGUUUAUCAAAGUCAUCAAAUGUUUAUCCCAGGUCUGAAAUAAUUCAUGUUGUGAACAUAUCCCUGGUGCUGCCCCACUGAGGGCGCUACAUUCGGUUCAUCUGUACAGAAAUAUAUCUAAUAUCGAAGCAUGUGUUGCAUUUAGCUACUCUGUUCGACUCCAUAAUGUUGUUACCUUUGCCUACAAAGUGUUCCACAUACAAACAGUCAAGUCUUUGUUUACCUUUAUAUCCUUAAUGUUAGAAAAUAGAUGUUGAUAUGGUGUGAAACAAUGCAAGAUGGUUUCUCCUACAGAGGUAGCUUAGCACUAUGAUAAUAUGUGGCCUACAUUUCAUGCAAUAGGGCUUGUGUUUUAUAGGAUGUAGCCACCAGGGACCAUCAUGGCACAGACAAGAGAUUGCUUAAAAAGACAAGGAUGAAGGUAUACUGGAGGUUACAUCAGUGUCUGAUGUGUUUUUUUUUUUUUUUUAAAGAAUUUUUUAUUAUUAUUAUUAAUAAUAAUAAAUUUGUGUCGUAGAAGUGAAUGAUACGUGUGCUGCCUUUAUUUUAUAGCCAUUGUUGUUCAAUUUUACUAGUGUAGUUUGGGUUUGAGAGAAUAUAGAACACAAAACAGAACUAAGUGUGAUUUAUAUGAGUCAUCUCUUUGGUAAUGUGUAAGGCUAAUGCCAUUGAUGAAGCUGAUUAUGAUAAUGAACUUGUUGCUAUGACAUUGUAAUGUAACGGAUGCAUGAUUUGAGAAACCUAAUUGUACAGGUCAUUUAAAUGUCAUACUGUUGUUGUUGCUUUGUGUGUUUCUUGAAAGAGGCUUUUAAUAAAAUCACUUUAAAGACA